Molecule: messenger RNA, 2811 nt
Organism: Pomacea canaliculata
Lineage: Eukaryota; Metazoa; Mollusca; Gastropoda; Architaenioglossa; Ampullariidae
Exons: 2
Coding region: 720-1757 (345 amino acids)
Source: RefSeq, a predicted model, not a curated record
UCUGAAUUUCCGGCAUGUCUUUAGCUUCAUAUUUUUCUAUAUUUAAAGAGUAAUCAUUAUUGCACGAAUGUAUUUAUAUGAGAAUGCACUUGGAAACCAGGGGGUUGUUAAGGUAACAAUUGGAAGGGAGAAAAGGUACUGAAAGCGCGAAGGGAGACAAUGGGGAGAUAAACAUUAUUUUGUUAAAGCGUAUCUGUCCUCUAUAAUUCUUUUUGUCUCUCCCUCUUACACAUGUACGCACGCACACAUGAACGUUGUUGAAAGUAGAAGACAAGAUUUCCAGCAAACAGUCUCUUCGCGGCAGUUUUGUUCUUGUUUGUUGGCGGACUGAAUGCAAGAAUCUUUUCAAUACUAAACAGGUUCAUGGUAAUAAAAGCCAGACUGCAUUGGGUACAGCCAAACCCUUUUAUUAUCUGCGCUUGUGAAUAGGUCUCUAAAAUGACGGGAACCACUUGCAGCACCGAAAACAGGUCCAAACCCGCACCCUUCUAAACAAAAUGCGAAGGCAGGUGAAUGACUCCCAUAUUCCCUACCUGAAAAAAAACCCCACUCACACACCACAGUUCACUGCAAAGAGGAAUGACUGCUGGUCGGUUAUGAAGUUUUAAAAAAGACGACCAAGGUCUGAUAAAUAUAUUCGUGGUUUGUGCAGUUCCUCUUGAAGAAAGCGUGCCCUGGCCUUCUGAAUGUCGUGUUCGAAGAAAUAAGUUUCUUUCAUCAUGGAGUCAGCAACAGAUCAGUCGAGUGAGUCUUACUUGUUCACGAUGACCUCGGUGACGACUUCCUCGUUGUGCACCAACAUCCAACAAAACUCCUCCGACGUUCCCGCGACCCCAUCCUACGAAGAAGACCCCAAGGGUGCCUUUCUGUUCUGCGUCGCUGUAGUGUGCAUCUACGGGUUGAGCAUCGUCGCCUUCAUUGGCAGCCACGUGAAGAAGCGACAUGUUAACAAAGACGAGGAGCGUCAGAUCUCGCUCUACCUCAAGAAUGGACACCAUCCUGUGAACAUGAACGGGAACCAGUUUCGCGUACUUCGCUUCAAGACCAGCGCCCUCAUGUGUUCCACGCUGGGACAGCGUCGCCACCUGAAACUCACCUCGCAUGCCGAGUCAAAGAGUUCUCGCCACGCGCGAAGCAGCUUUGAGAACUCGGAUCACAAGAACAACCCAGAGAAGGUCGAUGACACCGAGGACAACGACAACGAAUCGUUCCUUCCACAAAGAGAAAAACCACGCCCAUCGGAAGCUCUCCAGCAAGUAGUAAGCAUUCCGUUAAAGCUGCGCAUGCCUGGUCAAGACCACCUGAACUUUUCCUUGGGGGGAUCGCAGGAGGAAACUGUCAACUCCUCUAGCGACGAAACUGACCCCCUUCGCGCUCCGGCUGGAGGUGACGAUGCGGAGGUCGAGUCUUCGGGGGUCAAGGACGAUGAAGCGAUGCUGACGUUCAUCGACGAACUUACAUCGAAACAAGAGAAUUGCGUCGAACUACUAUCCAACCAUCAUAUCAUCGCCGAAAGUCAUGCUGUUAACUGUUUGUUUCGUGAAUCUACUGAUGACACAGUGGAGACCAGUAGCAUUCAUGUCAACGGAGUGACGGUUUCUCCUGCCAAUAGUACAGGCGAGAGUGGAGUAGUAUGGCAGGCCGCUGUUAGCGCUCAGAAGCCUCGUCAAAGUACGAAUGAACUCAGAGUCAUGGAUCCUGAGGUGAGAGCUAUUAGACACUUCAGAGGUCGCCGGUCUGCUUUGUUCCCCAUCUAGGAUGUGUGAGGAAGAAUUUGAACUCUCCCCAGUUCGAGGUGCUGUGCAUAAUCUGUUUCAUCCACUGAGCAAGGUGUGUUACAUUGUUUAAUUUUCUCUCAUGAAAUAACUGCUUUGGUAAUGGUGGGGUGGCACCACGUAAAGCUCUUUGACAGAUGUGUCAGUGUAGUCAAGGUGGGCUGUUCACUGCUUCUCUUGCCCAAGUCGGAAGCCCAAGCUGAUGGAAGGGACAGAACUGGUGUAAAACUGUUCUCCACGUCAACCAGCUGGGAUAGUCUCCCCUUCCUCCCACCCUGCUUCUGUGCCACUCACGCACCUGCAGUUUUACCUUUUUUUUUUUUUUCACUCUACAAAACCUGCAACUUUCUUUAGUAUUUUUUUCACCACGCAUCUUCUGAGCUACAAAGCACUUCUUGAAAAUGAUGUCCUUUUCUUUUAAUAAAUUCAUGGUUGCUGCUAUUUAUAACCACACGCAUAGUGAAACCCACUGUUCACUUUUUUUUUUCCUUCCUUAAUGUUAGCCGUCAUCAUUAUUUAUGCAUCCUUAGACGCCAAAGUGGAAUCUUUUAGCUGAAAUAAAUCACAAAUUAACUGAAAUAACAAACUGGCAAAUAAAUUUGCUACUUUUUAAAAAAAAAUUUUUAUUUCCUUUUUUUUUUUUUUUUUUUUUUGUUUUUUUUGCAAAAGUUCUAGGCCACAGAAAACCAAGCUUAAACUUACUUCUGUCAACGUGAGCUCGCCGCAUCGUCUGUUCUUCAUACUGAGCCACAAGCGAAUUUAUGGUUUAACACCGUUCUAGAAGCUAACCUAGGGGAGCUGGGUAAUUGGUGUUUUACACCGAGCCAACAACUAUAUCUGUAUCACGGCAAGGCAGCCAGUCCUGUAAACAGAUGUCAGAUGCAGAGAAAGAAAAGUGUGCCCGAGACAAGAGCUAAAUCCAGGACAGACAGCCUUCACUGUUUCGGCGAGAUGCACUAACCGUGGUGCCACCGGGCCCGAAACUAAUGCGGGUAAAAUUCAUCUUUAAAGCAGUUUAGCGAUGUGUCAGUGAUCA